Messenger RNA from Eriocheir sinensis (Chinese mitten crab), 5398 nucleotides. RefSeq names its product protein FAM50A-like. The transcript has 18 exons. The record is from RefSeq and is a predicted model, not a curated record. Gene Ontology annotation, biological process: chromatin organization. NCBI's taxonomy places the organism in Eukaryota, Metazoa, Arthropoda, Malacostraca, Decapoda, Varunidae. Gene Ontology annotation, cellular component: nucleus. Bases 236 to 1282 code for a protein of 348 amino acids.
UGGCAGGGUUUGUUUACAGUGUGGCGAGGCGGUCAGGGCGGAAGGAUCUUCGCUUUUUCUCCUUAUUUUCCAUCACACAGGGACCGAUAAGGGAGCCAGCCGCCCGAGACACUGACGGAGAAGAGGAUAAGAGGCCUGGCGGGGCGCGGCAUGGCACGGGGGAGCUAGGGGCUACAAGGACGGGACAGGAGCAGGCUAUCGUUGGUCAGGGAAGAAGUUCAGUUAGCGCAUCAAGAUGGCUCAGUACAAGGGGGCGGCCAGUGAGGCUGGCCGGGCAAUGCAGAUCAAGAAGCGGAGAGAGAGGGAGCAGGAGGAAAUGGAGCAAAAGAAAAGGAAGCUGGAAGAAACACUUAAAAUAAACAAAAUAGAAAACAAAUUUGCUGUCCAUUAUGAUGCAGUGGAACAACAACUCAAGAGCUCUACUAUUGGUCUUGUGACAUUGAAUGAGAUGAAAGCAAAGCAAGAGGAUGUUGUUAAAGAAAGGGAGAAGGAGCUUGCCCGUAAAAUAAGGGAACAAGAAAAGUUACUGAAGAAAGAGAUUGAAGCCAAGCAAGCCAAGAAGAAAGAGCAGAGAGAAAAGAUUGCCAAGCUCAGUUUCUGCCCAGAUGAUGAUGAAGAUGAGGAAGAUGAUAGCAGCACAGAGGACAACAGCAAAGAGGAGGAGAGUGACCAGUACAGCAGUGAGGGGGAGCCGGAGAAAGGCUUCAAGAUGAUCAAGAACCCGGAUGUGGACACCAGCUUCCUGCCUGACCGAGACAGAGAGGAUGCUGAGAAUAGACUGAGAGAAGAGCUGAGACAGCAAUGGGUGGCCAAACAGGAGGCCAUGAAGAAUGAGGAGAUAGAGAUCACCUUCAGCUACUGGGAUGGCUCAGGCCACCGACGCUCUGUGAGGAUGAAGAAAGGCAACAGUGUGUACCAGUUCUUGCAGAGAGGCCUGGAGAUCCUGCGGAAGGAGUUCAACGAGCUGCGUUCUGUGUCUGCCGACCACUUAAUGUACAUCAAAGAGGAUCUCAUCAUCCCCCAUCACUACACCUUCUAUGACUUUAUCGUUAACAAGGCCCGAGGCAAGAGUGGUCCGCUCUUCCACUUUGACGUCCACGAUGAUGUGCGGCUCGUCAGCGAUGCAUCGGUGGAGAAGGAGGAGUCACAUGCAGGCAAGGUUGUGAUGCGCACUUGGUAUGAGAGGAAUAAGCACAUUUUCCCUGCCAGCCGAUGGGAGCCGUAUGACCCGCAGAAGAACUAUGAGAAGUACACCAUUAAGGACAAGAACAAGAAAAAGUAGAGACGUAUCAUGGGUAUUCAUUAACAAGUACAAAGUCAGAGUGUGUCCCUCAACUGCCAGCCCCUGCAGAGGCCACUGAUUGCUCUGUACACUCUGGAAAAGAAAUGAUUUCUUGUGUGUGUGUGUGUGUGUGUGUGUGUGUGUGUGUGUGGUUUGGUGUGGUGCCUAAAAGCUGCAUAUGCCUCAUCACCUGGGAACACAUUCAUUGGGUCACCUGCAACAUCAGAGCAGUUUUCUUAAUCAAUGUAUACUCCUGCAGUUCCAUAUGAGCAGAAGUCUGGAAGGGCAACUGAUCUUAAGUCUGGCCUUUGUCUACUGUACUCUGGGUGAGUCUGGUUUUGGAAUGUGCAGGUGAUACAGCAGCUCUAGGAUCCUUCCAAAUGUGUUAAGAAGACUAAAGACUUGUUUACAUGGUGAUAAUUUCUCACAUAAAGGGGCUACUACACUGGGCAAAUUUUCCGUGGAUCUUCAGUCAAACCAUGAUUUCCGCUAGCGUGGUUCUCUUUUGUUUCUUGUUAUUGCUGCUGCUGCUGAUGGUGAGUAAUGCUGUCAUCCUCUGGUGAAAUCUAACACAGCUUUGGAAGAUCGUGGACACCUCAGAAAGCCACAGAAAUAUGAGGACCACGCCAACAGAAAUCUUGGUUUGACUGAAGAUCCACGGAAAACUUGCCCAGUGUAAUAAUCCCUUUAGGCUCUCUCAGAAAGGAGAAAAGCACAUUAAAAUGGUGCUUGGAAAAGUGUUGGCUGGGAUGGUGAAAGGGUUGGCUUGGUCAGCUCUUGACUUGCCAGAGCAGCAAAGAAGGGCAUGAAAGAUGUGUUAGUGUGGCACUCAACUUAAGCACAUCGGCCUUUAAGCCUGUAACAGUAACCUCCCAGCGAGAGGUGUGACCAUAAGUGGAGAAAGUUGUUGCUUUCGUGAGUAAUGUGUGGGCCUUGCUGACUAUGUAAAGGUGUCCCUCAAAACAGACUUUAUCCACCCUGACAUCUUAUCCCGGUAGCAGCGGGGAUCAUGUUUCUUAAUGGUCCCUCCAAGCGAGAAAAAUGAGAAAUAAUCACCCCUCCCACAAACCAUUUCAUGAUAUAUAUCAAAGCAUUUGUGAUCAGAUUAUGUAUCAUCUAUUUUGGGGGGUUUAUAUCAUGGCACAAAUUUGGCCCGGUAAAGCUACAAAUUUGGCCCGUCACUUCUACCGGGUUAAGGCUUACUAAAGUCUAGCAGCAAAAAGUUGACAUACAUUUUUAUUUUAUUUUUAUUUAUUUAUUAUAUUUUUUUAGCGUAUGUAGUUGUAGCUCUAGGUAAAUUAUCUGCAUUUUUACGACAAUUAUGCUCAUUACAACAACUGGGGAAAUUGCUUUCAGUAAUGAUGUAACCUGACUUUUCUUUUGAUUUUAGGAACUGUAUAUACCUGUUUGGAAGCUAAGCAAGGUGAUGUGGUAUAUGUCCCGAUAGAAAUCUUUAUCAUUAUUUUGUUUUCCCAACACUCUGGGAAACUGCAGUAGUAUUUAUUUUUUGUUUUUUUUAGUGGACACGUUUGCCCUUCCCAAGCCUCCUUAUCAUUCCUAAUAGUAGUGUUGUUGCUUUUUAACACCUGACUGCUUCUUUAUUAGUAAAAUUUGGGAUUACCCAGGUAUGAAUGUUUGGAAACAUUUAUAAGUCACAUCUCUUGAAGUAGUGGAUGUGUCACUUAUGAACCUGUUUGUUCCUUGGCCAAACCUAUUCUGUAUUUCCUUGAAAAUAUUUUUCCUAUAUUAAUUCUAAACACUAUUUUUUAUUCUGCUUUUUAAUUCAUACCCCUAUUAAGUAUGUAAACAGAUAUUUAUCUCUACAAUGGUUGAAGCCAUUUUUAUACAGUACAAUUAAAUUAUUUGGAAGAUGUUUAUUGAGAAGUAUAGAGAGAUAACAAAUGUCUAGCAGCAGAACGUGAAAAUCAGAUGUAAGAAGGAGAGUGCCAGUGUUGGCUUGCUGAGUGGAACUGUGAAAGAAAAGUAUUGAAAAAAAGGACUAAAGGGUCCAGAAAGUAUGUGUUUGUGAAGUUAAUGAAGGCUUAGGAUGGCUGUAAUACAUGAUUGAAAAUGCAUAAGAACUUUCUGUUCUGAUAAACACUACAUGCUAUAGAGAUGUUUUGACUUUUUCAAAUAUAAGAGUAAGGAAUCAGUGGAGGUAUCUUGCAUAUGUAUAUAAAUAACUCACAAAGAGGUGUUUGUAGCUAACAUUCCAAGGAAAUCAGAUACUCCAGUGAGAAAAACAGGAAGUCACCGCUGAUUGCUGAGUGAGGAGGCUGAAGAUUAAGGUGAUAUUGUGUGUUUUUCGAGGUGCAGGUGCCUCCUUGUCUCACUUCCUGUUAUUGGAAGGUGCUUGCUUACUUUCUUCUAGAAGCUUUUUUUAUUUCUUUUGAACAAUUUUAAGCAUCAUUAAAUAUUAACCAACAAUACUUUUUGUAAAGCUCCAUCUGAUCAAGAAAUAAAUCCUCACUGCCACCCACUGGGGCUCACCUUCACUGCCAUGCAUCAUUUGUUCACUUCAUUAAUUUUUGUCUCGGUCCUUCAUGACAAGAGCGUCCCGCACACACCACACCGUGUGGCCUGCAGGUCAUGAGCCUCCACAGCUUGCCCAGUGUUGCUUACUCACCGCCUCAGGGAUCAACGAGUCACCGUUGAACACAAGACACUGUUCCUUUGUGAGAGUUAGUGAAGGCACAUCCUGAGUUUCAGCAGUGUAGUUUUUGGUUCACUGUAUAAAUAAUGCAGUAAAGUUUUUGUGCAUUUGGUAAAUCACAUUAUUACUCGUAAAACUUUGCUUCAUGUAUGAUAAAACAGACACCUGUUGUCAUUCAGUUCGUAAUUUGUUCAGGUAAAGUGUUGGACAUGCUUCUAGUAAAUAGGAGUAGUUACAAUCUUACCAUGUUACCUAAAUAGGUUACAUAUAUUACACAUGUUGACAUUAAAAGGUAUCUAAUAACUAUCGUUUUUCUCAGUAACAACAUAUUAUGGAGGUGAGACAAGAGCAAAUGAGUACAGAAUUUAAGAGCAGGAAAAUUAAGGACUCCUUUGCAAGACUUUGGAGAAUCAGAGUAAAAUGAUUAAGGAAAAUAUUAUUACACAUUUUCUAUAUUAUUCAAAUACUUGUUACAGCACUGCCCUUCUGCCUUCAUGAAACUUUAACAUGAAGCCUUCAGGUAAUUAUCAACAAAGGCAGCUAACUUAGUCCACUCCAGUAUGUGGAGAAAGUGGAAGGAGAGGAUGUGGAAAAGGCAAAGGACGACCAAUUCCUCGCUCCUGCACCGUAACCAUUAAUCAGGAGCCUUGAUGUGUAGAGGCAGAGGAGGAGGAACUGUGGCAAGCUAGGAGGAGCCACACGGCAAAGCAGGCAAGGGGGAGGAGCCAGUGCUAAUUGGGGAUAAAAGCUGCUGCAGGAAGGUGGAGUGCUGCAGUCAGUCCGUCACUCAGUCAGAGAAGCUUUCUGUGGCUGGUGACACUCGGGAGCAAGAUGAGGCCAACGGUGCUGCUCCUGCUGGCGGUUGGUUUGGUGAGCUGCAUCCCCAGGGAGGGGCUUGGCAGAAGGCUUGCCAGGGACCCGUCUGCUGAGGGGGGUGGCGAUGGGUCGUCUAGCCUGGCACUGCGCUCCUACAUUCCUGAUGGGGGCCAAGGCAAUGAGCGUACAAAAAGGGGAUUAUUUACGAGUAAAACUAAACCUCCAAAGGAACCUGAAAAAUGGACUUACAAUCCAAUCUAUAAACCAAAGAAAUAUUCUGAAUGUCUGGAGUAUCUUUUUGAUCAAAUCACAGCCAAUAAAGAGUUGAAGAACCUUGUUGAUAAAUAUGAUGGUGAAACGGUUAGAAAUAUAACAGCCAUUGUUUGGGAAAUCUUCUCAGAAUACAAAAACAGGAAUGAAAGAGGCCCUACAAAUAAAUUAUUAGAAGAAAGAUUAGAAAAGGAUCCAAGAAUGAAGAGGCUUUAUAAAAAAGUUGAUAGUGACACGAUUGGAAAUAUAACAUCCAAAACUUUGGAUAUUAUCAGAAGAGGUAUUCGAAAUAACUUCCCUUGUUUCAUCUUCCGGACAAAGCGUCAACUCAGGAAUAGAAAAAGGGGAAACUCUCAGAAUAAAAGUGAAACUACAGA